Vicia villosa (hairy vetch) is the source of this 1476-nucleotide messenger RNA. RefSeq lists its product as uncharacterized. Lineage: Eukaryota; Viridiplantae; Streptophyta; Magnoliopsida; Fabales; Fabaceae. The transcript is spliced from 2 exons. The record is from RefSeq and is a predicted model, not a curated record. Bases 199 to 1134 code for a protein of 311 amino acids.
UAAUUCUCAAUACAUACAGCAAAUAAAAACCUAAAACCCUAAAACAACACCAACUCAUCAAAUCAAAACCCUCGUUGCAUCGGAAACAAAUUGCAGCGCACUGAAAAGCCGGAAAAACGCCGGCGAACUCAGUCGGCGUAGGGAGCAACUCCGCCUCCAGAAACACCGACAAAUUCAUCCAGGUGAGAGAAGAAGAAGAUGAAGACUCUUUCGGGACGAUGUGAAUCGUCCAAAGCGAUAUCACUUUCCAAAGCUACCAAAAUUCUCUCCAAAUUUGUCUCUGCUGACAAUGGUGCUUCGCAAGUCAUCAGUGCCUAUCUGCAUCGUGCAUCGGAUGCUUUCGAUGAGCUCAACCAGAUUCAUAGGGAGCUUAAACCCUCGCAGUCUCAUAGGAAGAAAAGCCGCAGCCAAAGCCACACAACAUAUGAUAGUAGUGAGAGAGUAGGUGAAGUUUCUGUUACGAUUGUUGAUGUGAAAUCUGAAAUCGGGACUAAGAGGGAAGAGGUUGGUGGUGAGAAUGAGAAUGUUGAUGAAAAGUUGAUUGGGAAUGAUGUUAAAUUGGGUCGAGAAACGAAUGGUUCUGUUGUGGGUGGAAGUGAGAAGCUUAGUAAGAAAGAUAAACAGAAGAAGAAUGAAUUUGGUGAUAACGAAGGUGAGGGAAAGCUACCGGAAAAGGAGCAAAAUCGGGGAGAUGAAGGAAUGGUGGAGGGAAAGAAAGAGAUAGAAACAAAGAUAAGUAACAAUGGAAAAGUAGCUGCUAGGGAAAAAAAUGAAAUUGAAUUAAGUCAGGACGGUGAAGGAGGAACAGAGGGGAAGAAGCAAAAAAAAGAGAAGACGAAGAAGAAGAAGGAGAAGAGUCUAGAAGAUGAGAAUGCAGAGGAACAAAAACAACAGAAAGAUAUAGAGAAAAAGAUGAGCGACAUUGUGAAGGUUGAAAAUGGAGAGCUGGUUGUUCCUCAGGAUAUAGAAAUUAGGUCCAAAAAGAGAUAUGAAGGAGGGAAUGAGAAUACAGUACUUGCUGGAGAGAUAAAGACGGAGCAAAGGAAGAAGAAGAGGAAGAAUGAAGAUGCAGAAGAUAGAUCUGAGGAAAAGUCUAAGAAGAAAAUGAAAAGGAAACAUGAGGAUCAAGCAUAAAUUUAGGUCUUCAUUAAUUCACUUUAUAACUGUUACAAUUUUGUUUCAAUUUUGAUCAGGAAUUUUCACUUGCAAGAUUGCUUACAUUGUGGCAUCACUUUUUGUACUAUCAUAGAACAUAAGAGGAAUUUGCUUAUUGAUUCCUCUUCAUUGUUUUUGUGAUACUAGGAUUAUGCGUAAGUUUAUGUGUUUACUAUAUUCACUUGUGAUAGUCAAGUCUUUUUCAAAAUUAAUGAAGAGUUUUCUUUCACUUGUAAGAUUGCUUACAUUGUAGCAUCACAUUUUGUACUGUCAUAUAACGUCAAAGUAAUUUGCUUCUUGUUUCCUCUACUGUAUUUUUGU